CAGCGCAGCCGGCUAAUAGAAGGCCGCCGUGCCCGUGCGCGUCUCCCACCGGCGGCGGGGGAAGGAGCGGCCGCCGCGGCGGCUGCAAAAAGAUGGCGGUGGCGGGGAAGGGAGCGGUGUCCGCGGCGGUGAAGCCGAUCUUCAGCCGGGACCUGGGCGAGGCGAAGCGGCGCGUGAGGGAGCUGUACCGGGCCUGGUACCGUGAGGUGCCUAACACGGUGCACCUGUACCAGCUGGACAUCACAGUGAAGCAGGGGCGUAACAAGGUGCGGGAGAUGUUCAUGAAGAACGCCCACGUUACAGAUCCACGGGUGAUAGACAUGCUGGUUAUUAAGGGAAAAAUGGAUCUUCAAGAAACCAUUCAGGUAUGGAAGCAGAGGACUCACAUCAUGAGGUAUUUCCAUGAGACGGAAACCCCAAGACCUAAAGACUUUCUGUCCAAAUUCUAUGCCGGCCACGAUCCCUGAGAGAUUGACUCUGUGUCUUCCUGCCUUGUAUUACAAAUAAAGUUCUAUAUAGUAGAAAAAUAUCUGUACAGAAAGAUCGUAUAGCAUAUUAGGAGGCUGAUGACUAAGUCUGAUUCCA
Molecule: messenger RNA, 585 nt
Organism: Chroicocephalus ridibundus (black-headed gull)
Lineage: Eukaryota; Metazoa; Chordata; Aves; Charadriiformes; Laridae
Gene: NDUFA6
Product: NADH:ubiquinone oxidoreductase subunit A6
Exons: 3
Coding region: 93-467 (124 amino acids)
Biological process (GO): response to oxidative stress
Source: RefSeq, a predicted model, not a curated record